CUUAGAGAACUGUGAUCAUCUGUAACGGAUAAAGGCUUCUUCAGAGCUGUAUCUGUCUACGGCUUCAGUUGGAAGGUGAAUGCUCCACAGUAGCAUUCCCUGACUUCCUUCAACCCUGGGAAGUAUCAGUUAAAUAGAAGAUGCCCCUGGAAGUUACGUUUCCGAUUUCUUUUUUUAACUUUUCAGAAUGUCAGCUAAGUAAUAACUUUGUUUUGUUUUUGUUUUUGGUAUAUUGGCCACCCCAGGGCCGGCCACGGAGUAGACAUUCACGUACUGUAGUUAACAAAUGGUUUUGCUAAAGUUGGGUUGUACUAAGUUAUUCCACCCUGAUUUUGUGUGCUGAUCCACGUAUAAUAAGGAAGUAAUAGAGUGCGCGCGGUAUUCUUAGGUUUCGUUAAUACGUUUAAUUGCUUAACCUUUAGAAAUAGGAGUGAACUAAAACCAAAUUUCAGCUGAACUAUCUUUCUUUCUGGACAUUGUAAUCAAAUUUCAGUAGAUGCACUUCAGUAGUUUAAGUAGGGUCUUCGUGCUGGGGCACACGUCGGUGCAAAGGAAAGUCACAUCCAAGUGUUUACUCUGAAAAUACGGAGGUUGUAUGAGUUCCUCACUGGGUAACCAUUAUGCCGAAAUUAACUUUUCAGGUACUUGUGGAGCCGAUGAGAUUUACUGGCUUAUAUUGUCAUCCACUGUGUAACUCUUCCCCAACAUCUGCCUGCAGGAAGAAGACAGUUAGGAUGUCUGUGGUAACUGGAAGGCUGAGAGAUCCUGACAUAAAUCCUUGCUUGUUGGAAUCUGAUGCUUCUACCAGAUGUAUGGAUGAAAAUAACUAUGACAGAGAAAGGUGUUCCACUCACUUCUUGAAGUACAGAAACUGCCGGAAGUUCUGGAAUUCUGUCAUGAUCCAGAGAAGACGGAAUGGAGUGAAGCCGUCUAUGCCUACAGCAGCAGAGAGAGACAUAAUCUUGGGAGCAAUGGGCAAGAUGCCCUAUUGAGUGUUUGCAUUAAAGUGGUUUGUUUAACUCAGAAGCAGAUGAAUAUGUUUAAUAAGUGGUUACGGUAACUUCUUAAGACCUUCCAGGCCUUACCCAGACAGAUCUCAGAUUCCACCAGGGGACGGCCUGUGUCCUCUGUGUUUGCUCUGAGUGCCGUAACGAGAGCAGGCUACUCUGGCUGCGCUGUGUCACCAAGUUUACAAGACUUCCUGAAGGCAAGGGAGCGUCAGGAAAGACUCCAUGAAGAGUUGAGCUUUGCUGCUGGGUUUCGAAAGAGAAGUAAGUCGUGAACGAGGAAGGACUUAACGGGGGUGAAAGGGAAGCAGUGCUUGUGAUGUGAGUGACAGCAUGAUGGAGGGAAAGCUGGAGCCACAUCUGGAGAGCACUGUGUAGGCGGUUCCCCUGGAGGGUGAGGUGGGGGACUGAGUGGCGGGGAGAAGACGGGAAGGUAAAUCCAGGCUGGGUGCGUGGCGGGGUGUCUAAUCCCAGUGCGUUAGUAAGAUCCCUGGCCUGAAUUCACUCACGUGCCUCGGUUUAAAAAGGUUAGGGGAGCAGGGGAAAGGCAAGGUUGGCUUAAGUGGCAUGGCAAAGAACUGGCUUUCUUCAUUUUCUUUCUUUAAGGAAAGGCUUAGUCAAAGGAUUCUAUAACUCAGAUCUGUGAAUACUGGACAACCUUGUGAAGGCGUCGUAUCCUUGAACCACAAUAAUGGGAAGAAAAAGUGAUACUUUCAGAAGUAGGAUUUCUACUUGCAGGAUGAGGUGGACAAGGAGGGUUUGGGGCUCAUCAGGUGAUUGCAACACAGGAUGAGGCUGGAGCUCAGCUUCAUUUUAUGAUACGAAAGUAGGAACGUUCAGUAUAGUGACCAGGGUGGGUUGUGUAGCAGCUCUCAAACUCACCGCCUUUUAAAAUCCAGUUGGUUUCAUUUACAGAAUUGUGAAAGAUACAUUAUUUGAUAAAAUGUAAUGUACUUAUAAAGUCAGUGAAAACAAAUAGUUUGUGUCCCUCUUUUCAUCUGGCCCUGGAGCAAGAGUAUUAUUUUAACGGAUGCUGACAACAGACUAUCCAUCUCGUUGGUCUGAAUCCAAAACCCAGGUCGGAUGUUUCUAAAUCAUAUGAUCUUGAUUUCCAAAUGUGAUUCCAUUUGAAUAAAAGAUGGAUUCUUUCAGAGAGUCUUUGAUUUGUACUGAUUGCUCUAAAAUGAUGGAUUAAAAUAGGAGCUGACAGGAAACUAAUACAUCCUGUGUAAGAAGCAUUUCAGUACUUUUAAGCUUGUUCAAGGGUUUGGAAUUUUAAUGUCACCCUUUUAAAGGUACAUACCAACAGCAGCAUUCAUCCGAUAGCUAUUUGUCCUGGCCUAGCUCUUUUUUUUUUUUUUUUUUUUUUUAAACAGCAGGUUCAUUGAGAUGCAGUUUGUAAACCAUAUAAGCCAUCUAUUUAAAGUGUACAAUGCGAUGGUUUUUAGUGUAGUGACAAAGUUGUGCAGCUGUCCCCACAAUGGAUUUUAAGAGGCAUCAACCCAGAAAGCGAGCCUGUACCUGUUAGCACACGCUGUUCCUUUCCUCCCAACAUCACCCUUCCUCCGCUUCCUCAACACUUAGGCGACUAUCAGUGUACCUUCUGUCUCUAGAAUUGCCUAUUCUGGACAUUUCCAGAAAUGGAAUCAUACAACAUGUGGUCUUUGGUGGCUGGCUUCUUUCACUUAGCCUCAUGUUUUCAAGGUUCAUUCCUGUUGCGUGUAUCAGUACUUCAUUCCCUUUCACUGCUGCGUAACCUUCGAUUGUAUGGAUGUACCACAUUUUAUUUUUACACGCAUCAGUUGAUUGGUACUUGGGUUGUUUGCACUAUUGGCUAUUUUAUGAGUCAUGUUGCUUCUUGAACUUCUGUGUAUGAGGUUUUGCGUGGACAUUAAUUUCUUUCUGGAUGUAUACCUAACAGUUGAAUUGCUGGGUCAUAUGGUAACUGUGUUUAGCCUUUUGAGGAACCAGCAAACUGUUUUCCCAAGUGGCAGCACCAUUUUGCAAUGUGUCAGAGUUCCAGUUUCUCCACAUCCUCAUUAACCCUUAUUAUCUGCCUUUGACUACAGCCAUUCUGGUGGGCGUGAGCUGGUAGGUCACUGUGGUUUUGAUUUGCAUUUCCCUGAUGCCUGACGGUGCCGAGCAUCUUCACUUGCGUAUUGGCCACUUGUAUAUCUUCUUUGGAGAAAUGUUCUUUCGGGCCCUUUGCUCAUUUUUAAAUUAGGUUGUGUAUCUUUAUUACUGAGUUGUCACAGCCCCUUACAUACUAGGUACAAGUCCCUUAGAAGAUACAUGGUUUGUGAAUUUUAUCUCCCAUUCUGUGUGGGUUAUAUUUUCACCUCGUGGUGUCCUUUGAAACACAAAAGCUUUUAAUUUUGAUGAAGUCCAGUUCACUUUUUGUUGUAGCUGUCAGCGACAUAUCUAAGAAAAGGUCCAAAGGUUUACAUCUCUGUUUUUUCUAAGAGUUUUAUGGUUUUAGCUUUUACAUUUAGGUUUUUGAUCCAUUUUGAGUUAAUUUUUGAAUGUGGUGUGAGGUAGGGGUCCAACUUCCUUCUGUUGCACACAUGGCUGUCCUGCCUGUCGUCCCUUCCUCUUCUGUUGAAAAGCCUGUGGUUUCUCCUGAAUUGUCUUGGCACCUUUGUGGCACAGCAGCUGAUUGUAUUUGUGAAAGUGUUUCUGGACCUCAGUUCUGUCCCACUGAUCUCUGUGUUGAUACUUAGGCCACUAGCGCACUGUCCUGAUCACUGUAGUUUUGUAGUGAUGGUGCAGCUCCUUGAUGAUUGGUAUCUAUAGGUGUGUUUGCUAUGAAGUACUUUUGAAGACAGACUAACUGGGGAUUUCUGAUCAGCAAACUCUUAACAUAUGUGAGCAUAAUGUGGCUCUACCCAGGCAACACUGUUCAUUUCUAACUCUGUCUUCAGUAGAAAGAGUUAGAAAUUUCUUGCUCACACCUUUGCACACACCCUCCUGACUUCAGGACACUAUCCUUGUAACCUGGUUGUUAGAGAUCUUGUUGCACCACUUGAAGGGACAGAGUCCCAGGGGUUUCCCUCGUCAUCACUGUUAAAUUUGCCACUCUUUUAUUUCUCUUUCUACGAUUCUACUUUGGGAGAGGUGAAGCUAAUAAAUUAAUUGUGUCAGGACGUGAGUAGGUGCCUUGAGAAAUUUGGGAGUCAGGCAGGCCUUUGGAAGCAACUAUCGACUGACAAGAUGCAUAGAAGGUAUUUUACUGUGUUCCCGUGCAUCUCACGCUGGUAGGAAGCGUCUCAUUGCAGGUUCCAUGUGUGUGUGGUAUGCACAAGCAGUCUUUCUGAGAAUCACUGUAUCUAUCUGAAAGCUCCUGGAGGAUGCAGCAAUGUCAUCUGUGGUUCUGCCCGUAACGCCUGGCAAGCGUCUAGUACGUAAUAAAGGAUAAACACCUGUGUAUGUGUUUGGGGAGGGAAGGCUUUUAAAAUUGAACACAUUGAAAAACUUGCAGGUUCAGGGCUUCCUUGGGGGAGCAGUGGUUAGGAGUCCUCCUGCCAGUGCAGGGGACACAGUUUCGAGCCCUGGUCCGGGAAGGUCCCACGUGCCGUGGAGCAACUAAGCCCGUGUGUCACAACUA
Molecule: messenger RNA, 4611 nt
Organism: Physeter macrocephalus (sperm whale)
Lineage: Eukaryota; Metazoa; Chordata; Mammalia; Artiodactyla; Physeteridae
Gene: CHCHD7
Product: coiled-coil-helix-coiled-coil-helix domain containing 7
Exons: 3
Coding region: 621-992 (123 amino acids)
Biological process (GO): mitochondrial respiratory chain complex assembly
Cellular component (GO): mitochondrion
Source: RefSeq, a predicted model, not a curated record